This is a messenger RNA of Ooceraea biroi (clonal raider ant), 3198 nucleotides long. RefSeq names its product ATP-dependent DNA/RNA helicase DHX36. The record is from RefSeq and is a predicted model, not a curated record. Gene Ontology annotation, molecular function: G-quadruplex RNA binding; ATP binding; RNA helicase activity. Gene Ontology annotation, cellular component: nucleus; cytoplasm; intracellular anatomical structure. Lineage: Eukaryota; Metazoa; Arthropoda; Insecta; Hymenoptera; Formicidae.
AUCAGUAGCUUGCAAUCACUUGCAAUCGUUUCAAGAGAAAUGUUCUGAUGGCUGCUCUCAGGUUUCUCUGUGGUAGCUAUAAUUGUGGAUCGUUUUCUUGGUAUCUGCAUGAAAAGUGGUAUAUCAGGAACACGUUUUCCGCACUUGCAAAGAUGUCGCGAUUUGGUUCUAAAUCAGCAUCGAGUUCCUUUGUACACCGUGAUAGAGAAGAACUACGAUCAUCUACAUCUGAAGGACAUCAUGGACAGACAUAUUCACGAGGCAAAGGACGGAGACAUCCGCCUGAACUCAAGGGAAAAGAGAUAGGAAUGUAUUAUAAAAAUAAAAAUAAGCAAAAAAUGCAAAAUAAAAACACAUUAUAUCUUAAUUUGUCGCCACACUUAGAACGAACGAUUCAAAGUGUCGUAGACAAUUCGCAGAGUUAUUUUAACUCAGUUUCUAAUGAAAAGUCUACCUCUGGUAACAAAUAUCAGCAUAUUCAUGAUUCACAAUUUAAAAGAAAAUUUUUAGAAAUUAUAAAUGGUGAUAUUCAGCACAAUCUUGCCAAGGCUAUGACUGCAGAAUCAAAAUUGCAACGGAAUCGUGAUGUAGAUAAAAUGUUAUUCGAUGAAUAUGAAAGGAAGCAAUCACAGCAUGAUUAUGUCAAGAUGUUACAAUUUCGAAUGAAGCUACCGGCGUAUCAGAAAAAUACAGAAAUAUUGCGACUAAUUGAAGAUAAUCAAGUUGUUGUUAUUAGUGGUGAAACUGGUUGCGGUAAGACUACACAGGUGCCACAGUUUAUAUUGGAUGAGCAGUUGAAAGCUGGAAAUGGUAGUGUUACCCGAAUUGUUUGUACGCAGCCUAGGAGGAUUUCAGCUAUAUCUGUUGCUGAACGCGUGGCUGCGGAAAGAGCGGAAAGACUCGGAAAAUCUGUUGGUUAUCAAAUACGACUCGAAAAAGUUCAAGCGCAUGAACAAGGAAGUAUAUUAUUUUGCACUACUGGUGUAUUGCUGCAAAUUAUGAAGACUGAUCCAGCAUUAAAAAGUUUCUCUCAUGUGAUACUGGAUGAAAUUCAUGAACGUUCCACAGAAAGCGAUUUUAUUCUUACGUUGUUGAAAUUAAUUAUUCCAAAAAGAACAGAUUUAAAAGUUCUUUUAAUGAGCGCAACAUUGAACGCUGAACGCUUUUCGAAAUAUUAUAACGAAUGCCCAAUGGUACAUAUACCAGGAUUUACUUAUCCAGUAGAAGAAUUUUAUUUAGAAGAUGUCUUGUCAUUUACAGGAUAUAAAUUUCCUGGACGGCAAUCAGAACCCACAGGUUAUAGAAAACACCUAAAAAGAUACAAAGAGUUACAACACAAAAGGUGUGAAUUUGUUGAUGUAAUACAACCUUAUGCUAGAGAACUUAUUGCUGAGGGAAAGUACGGAAAAGAUAUUAUUGAUCAAAUACAAAAUCCCGAUAGUGAAAAACUUUCGUUGGACCUCAUUGAAAAAUUAGUUCGAUAUAUUUGUAAUACAAAAGGACCUGGAGCUAUCCUUAUAUUUUUACCUGGUAUGAUGGACAUAUCUAAAUUAAAUAGAAUGUUGAUAGAUUCCGGAUGUUAUCCAAGCCACAAAUACGUCAUCUAUCCCCUUCAUUCGCGCAUGCCAACAAUUGAUCAGAAACUUAUAUUUAAAGAACCACCUGAUGGUAUUCGUAAAAUAAUUAUCGCGACGUCAAUCGCUGAGACAUCAAUAACCAUAGAAGAUGUAGUAUAUGUAAUAAAUUGCGGGAAAACAAAGUUUGGGAAAUUCGAUGUUGAUAAAAACAUCCAAACUUUAGAGCCUGAGUGGGUGUCAUCAGCUAAUGCUAAACAAAGACGUGGUAGAGCCGGCAGAGUUAAAAGCGGUGAGUGCUAUCACUUGUAUUCAAGAGCUCGUGAAAUGACGUUUGAUCAGUAUCCAUUACCAGAAAUGUUGCGAACGCGCCUAGAAGAAGUAAUUUUGCAAAUAAAAAUCCUGCAGUUGGGGAAAGCCAAAGAGUUCCUUGCUAUUGUCCUCGAUCCACCAGAUGUAAAAGCCAUUGAUCUGUCUCUCGAUUUACUUCGAACCCUAAAUGCUCUUGAUGAAGACGAGCAUUUGACACCUCUGGGUUAUCAUUUGGCGCAUCUGCCGCUUGACCCUAGAACAGGGAAAAUGAUUCUUUGGGCUUCACUGUUUUCCUGCGUCGAGCCGAUAUUCGCUAUCGCAGCGAGUCUUACGUUCAAAGAUGCCUUCUAUUGCCCGUUAGGAAGAGAGGAAGAGGUUAAUAAAAAGAAAUUAGAGCUUAGCAUGAAUCAAUACAGUGAUCACGUUGCUCUCGCGGAGGCCCUGAGAAGAUUUGAGAUUGAACACCGAAGGGCCAACGCCGGCCAGUUCUGCCGGGAAUACUUUCUUUCCUUCAAUACGCUGAAACUUCUCUCGGAGAUGAAAAACCAAUUUGCGCAAUACUUGCACGAGAUGAAGUUCCUGGAUAGCGACAAUCCAAGUGACAGAAAUGCCAACAAAAAUUCGGACAACAUUGCGUUGAUAAAAACUAUUGUUUGCGCAGGAUUAUAUCCCAAUAUCGCUGUCGUAAGGCGCGUUACAAAGCAUGGAAUUGUUGGUUGGACUCCGGAGGACGGUCCUGUACGUACACAUCCCUCAAGUGUGAACAACAAAGCUCAAGUUCGCAACUUCCCUGGUCGAUAUUUAACGUAUUUCACGAAACAACGCUCUACCGCUAUAUUCCUGCACGAUACCACGUGCAUAAGCAUGCCGACUUUAUUAUUCGCCGGACCAAAGAUAUCGAUACGUCGCGAGAAAGGAAAAUGUGCAAUCACUACUUUGAACUUGAAUGAAAAUAUCAUUUGCGAAUUGCAAACUGUACAACUGAUACAGGAGCUUCAACGAGCCCUAAAUACUUUAUUGGAAUAUAAAAUUACGCAUCCAGCGACAGUUUCGUGGUCGACAUUUGAGGGGGAUUUAUUACACGCCAUUAUCGAACUAAUAUCCCAGAAAGAAGAGAGUUUUAAUGACUACGGCGCUUGUGAUAUAGAUGAUUACACGGAUGAUUAUGUUGAUUGAUAUUUAUUGUAUUGAUUGUUAUUAUCGACGUAGAUGAAUUUUCCAAUUGUUUCGAUAUUGUUCACAAAUAUAAAGAUAACAAAUAUUGUAAAACAAAUUUGCAUUAUAAUUUGUAGAUUAAAUUCUCACCAGUUUU